UAUCUUGAUGGGGAGAUGAGGACUGUUCCAUCUAUUCCCAAUUCCAAAGUGCUGAACUAGAUGGCCACCGAGGCGUUUGGGUCUUUCUGGGGAGGAAAAGAUAGGCACCAACCCUAUAAAGAGAAGCUUUCCUCUUCUCGUUUGGGCCUGAGCUACCCGCAACCACCGCACGCUAGGUACCAAAGGCAGCAACAGAACAGAGCAGUGUUACGAAGCCUUCCUUGCAAGAGUUGCUCUAAUGGAAGGGUCAACGAGCCAAGAGCAUGUGAUUGGGAUCCCGGUGAGCAGCAGGGCUUAUGGUAUAGAGGAGCCGGAAUUCCCGGCGGAAGAGACGCCCGAACAUGGCGGCUUCGUCGGUUCUUUUCAGUCCAACCACGAUGAGCACCGCUCGACUGCCGAUCUGCCGACGAGCAAACAUGGCAGCAAGGGAGACAAGAUCGCUCAGGGCAUCAAAGAGCAUGUGACUCUUGGGCCAAAACUGUCCGACACGGUCAAGGGGAAGCUGGCGUUGGGCGCGAGGAUCAUCCAGGCCGGCGGCGUGGAGAAGGUGUUCCGGCAGUGGUUCUCCGUGGACAAGAACGAGAAGCUGCUCAGGGCGUCGCAGUGCUACCUCUCGACGACGGCCGGCCCGAUCGCCGGCAUGCUCUUCGUGUCCACGGCGCGGGUCGCCUUCCGCAGCGACCGCUCCCUGGCGGUAUCCACCCCGCGCGGCGACAAGGCGCGCCUGCCGUACAAGGUGACGAUCCCGCUGCGGAAGGUGAAGGCGGCGCGGCCCAGCGAGAACAAGCACCGGCCGGAGCAGAAGUACAUCCAGCUCGUCACCAACGACGGUUUCGAGUUCUGGUUCUUGGGGUUCGUCAGCUACAACCGGUCGCUGCAGCACCUCGAGCAGGCCGUCGCGUACGCGCAGGCGCAAUGACGACGCGCACUGACGCACGAGUGGUGGAGCUGGUAGUUUCUUCGUGUGCACGCCGUGCCUCAUGCUCUGUAGUUGGGAUAGUUCUGUGUAUGUGUAGGCUGCAACAUGUCGUUGUAUAUUUGGGGGUCGCCUCGUGGAUUAAUCGGCUGGUUAGCAGCAAGUUGGUUAGAGGCGAUCAAUCAGGGGCAUGUGAUCUUUUUGGGGAUUGGCGAAGAGGAAAACUCAUGAGGUGGACAGAAAUGGUUGGGCGCCAGUGGCAAAAGUGUCAUCAAUAUCCAUUCUUUUCUCGAGAAAAAGAUGUGUUGAUAUGGUAUUGUGUGCUAUCAGAGGGCCUCUCAAAACUGUAGUUUUUCGUGACAUAAAUCUCUGGCUGCUGCACAGUGUGCAAGCGCGGCGAUUUCAUGCGUAUUAGCACCUGUAACUCCAUAAAAUUCUGGCAUAAUUUGAUGUACAUGAUGAUAUUCA
Phragmites australis (common reed) is the source of this 1384-nucleotide messenger RNA. Its product is annotated as putative GEM-like protein 8. NCBI's taxonomy places the organism in Eukaryota, Viridiplantae, Streptophyta, Magnoliopsida, Poales, Poaceae. The record is from RefSeq and is a predicted model, not a curated record. Bases 239 to 919 code for a protein of 226 amino acids. The transcript has 3 exons.